This is a messenger RNA of Cornus florida, 3527 nucleotides long. RefSeq names its product receptor-like protein EIX1. Lineage: Eukaryota; Viridiplantae; Streptophyta; Magnoliopsida; Cornales; Cornaceae. Gene Ontology annotation, molecular function: protein binding. The transcript has a single exon. The record is from RefSeq and is a predicted model, not a curated record. The coding region runs from base 19 to 3009 and encodes 996 amino acids.
CUAUCAGUUGCAUGAAGCAUGGCCAAUAACAAUGCCUACAUGCAACUCCUAGCUCUUAUUCUUUUGUCAGGGUGUCUAUACCUUGAGAACAUUAGAAUCAUCUCUUGUCAUGGUUAUCUUGACACGAGUUGUGUGAAAAUCGAGAAAGAAGCUUUGCUCAAGUUCAAGGGAGGUCUCACGGAUCCGUCAGGCCGGCUCUCUUCUUGGGUAGGUGAAAAUUGCUGCCAAUGGAGUGGCAUAAGAUGCGACAAUGAGACAGGUCAUGUUAUCAAACUCAACCUUCACAAUUCAUUUCCUGAUAGUUUUGAUGGUGAUGGAACAACUCAUCAUCUAGGUGGUGAGAUAAAUCCUUCUUUGCUUGAUUUGAAAUAUUUGAAUUACCUGGACUUGAGCAUGAACAAUUUUGUAGGACUUAGAACUCCAUCGUUCUUUGGAUCGCUUGAGAAGUUGAGGUAUCUCAAUCUAUCUAGUGCAUCCUUUAGUUCUAUUCCUCAAAACCUUGGAAAACUUUCAAGCUUACAAUAUCUUGAUCUUAAUAGAUGUUGUGAUAUUUCCAACAAGACUGACCUUACAUGGCUCUAUGGUCUUUCUUCUUUGAAGCACCUUAAUUUGGGCUACAUAGACCUUAGUAAUGCCUCUGAUGAUUGGUUACAAGCUCUUAACAUGCUUCCUUCUCUUCUAGAGUUGCACCUACCUGCUUGUGGGUUGUCCAAACUUCCUCUCUCCCUUUCUUUCGUUAAUUUUUCUUCGCUCUUGGUCCUUGAUCUUUCCAACAAUGAUUUCAGCUCCUCGAUACCUUACUGGCUGUUCAAUGUCAGUAAGCUUCAAUAUCUUGAUCUUAGCUCCAAUAAUCUCCGAGGCACAAUUCCUAAUGAAUUUUCAAGCAUGACUUCUAUCCAAACUCUAGACUUGUCGGAGAAUGCUUACAUUGGAGGUCAAUUAUCAAGAGAUUUGGGAAAUAUGUGCAAUUUGCAAGAAUUGGAUCUUUCUCUCAACAAUAUCAGUGGUGAAAUAACUGAGCUCAUUGAUGGAUUGUCAAGGUGUGCCAACAGCAGUUUAGAGGUACUGGAUUUGGGAUACAAUAAACUUGGGGGGUGUCUUCCUAGUUCACUAGGAAGCUUGAAAAACCUCAAGCGUCUUCAACUGUGGAGAAACUCAUUUCUUGGUUCAAUCCCGGGUUCCAUUGGAAACCUGUCGUCCUUGAAGGAAUUGUACCUCUCAGAAAACCAAAUGAAUGGUACAAUUCCAAAAAGUCUUGGACAACUUUCUUCGUUGGUUGCCUUGGACAUAACAGAGAACUCGUGGGAGGGUGUUGUAACAGAAGCUCAUCUGUUGCACCUCAAAAGUCUGAAGGAGUUGUGCAUUGGCAAGUUUUCUUUCUCCCCAGAGGUUACCUUGGUUUUCAAUGUGAGUUCUUUGUGGUUGCCUCCUUUUAAACUUCAAUAUCUCGACUUAAGUUCAUGUCAGUUAGGCCCGAAAUUUCCUGAAUGGCUUAGAAAUCAAAAUGAUCUAAAUACUUUAGUUCUCAGGAACACUCGAAUUUCAGGCUCCAUACCAGAUUGGUUGUGGAAGUUAGAUCUGCAGUUGGAUGAACUGGACCUCAGUUAUAAUCAAUUAAGGGGUAGGGUACCAAAUUCUCUAAAUUUUCAUCCUCAAUCCACCCUUAACUUGAUUAUGAACUGCUUUGAGGGUCCUCUUCCACUCUGGUCAUCUAAUGUGAGUGAACUGUAUUUGAGUAACAAUCUGUUUUCCGGACCAAUUCCUCCAAACAUCGGCAAAAGAAUGCCCAUGUUGACUGAUUUAGAUCUCUCUCACAACUCUCUCAACGGUACCAUUCCAUUGUCCAUUGGUAGACUAAUUGAUUUGACAACUCUUGAUAUCUCAAAUAAUCACUUGUCUGGAGGAAUUCCUGGAUUUUGGCAUAACAUUACAACCUUGUUUCUUAUAGACAUGUCAAACAACAGUUUAUCAGGAGAGAUCCCUACUUCUAUGGGUUGUCUAACUUCACUUAGGUUCUUGAUGCUGAGCAACAAUCAUCUUUCUGGCGAAUUCCCUUCUUUGUUGCAAAACUGCUCGAACAUGGUUACCCUUAGUCUUGGGGAGAAUAGAUUCUACGGUAGCCUUCCAUCAUGGAUAGGAGAAAGGAUGCCAUCAUUGUCUAUUCUAAGUCUCAGAUCCAACUUGUUCAAUGGAAGUAUUCCUGUAGAACUAUGUCACAUUUCCUAUCUUCAUAUUUUGGACUUGGCGGAAAAUAACUUGUCAGGCUCAAUCCCUCCAUGUUUAGGGAAUCUUAAAGGUAUGAAAUCUGAACUUAGUUCUACUACGCGCUUUGAGGGGCAGCUAUUACUGGUGUCAAAAGGAAGAGUACUUCUAUUCCAGAGUACUCUUUAUCUUGUGCAUCUGAUAGACCUUUCAAGCAACAGUCUAAGUGGUGAGGUGCCUGAAGAGUUGGCAAAUCUUUCAAGAAUGUGCACUUUGAACUUGUCCAUAAACCACUUGACAGGAAAUAUUCCACACAAGAUUGGAAAGUUGCAGAACCUCGAAACUCUUGACCUCUCGAGGAACCAGCUCUCUGGUCCUAUUCCUUACAGCAUGACUUUGUUAACUUCUCUCAAUCACUUGAACCUGUCAGACAACAACCUUUCGGGAGAGAUUCCAUUGGGCAACCAAUUCGGGACGCUUAAUGAUCCAUCCAUUUACAAGGGUAAUCCUGGCCUCUGCGGGCCUCCAUUGACAAUCAACUGCUCGCGUUCUCCCCGUGGAGAUGGACAAUACCAGGAGGAUGAUGAAGAAGAAGAUGGAGAUGAGUUUGACUGGCCUAGUUUCUAUAUAAGCAUGGGACUGGGAUUUGUUGUGGGCUUUUGGGGAGUUUUUGGAGUCUUACUAGUAAAGAAGUCCUGGAGGUAUGCCUACUUCCGGUUGGUGGAUGACAUGAAAGAUAGGUUCAUGGUGGUGGUCUUGAUCAACUUUGCUCGUCUGCGAAGAAUAAUGGAGCAGCAAAGGAACUGAGAUUUGAUGUGAGUACGAACCAGCAUGCUUGGAGAAGAAAUACAUUUUGCGGUUGACUGGUUUUGGCAAAAUUCUAGAGGGCAAAGUUUUCAAGAGAGAGUGUUGUGUUCCUUGUUUUCUCAUGCUGCUUGUUUUCGUUAAUUUGCUUGGUUUUUUUGCUUUACUGGAAAUGGGCUUUGUCCAUUUUGGUUUUGUACCAUAUAAGGGGACAUGCCUCCUUUUUAUUCUUGUACCUUAUUUUGAUAUAAUUUUAAAAAAAUAAAUAAAUAAAAAAUUACUAAAGCUGUAUUUUGAGCUGCAAUUUUCAUUUUUCAUUUUUUUUUUUAGUUUUAAAAUUGUUUGUACACGGUUUUCUUCUUCACUUUCUUGUGGACUGUGAUGUAGUAAAGAAUAAAAUAUGCUCUAUUGUUGCAAUAAAAGUCAUUUCCAUGGGAGAAGACUGACUCAAGUAUCAAAUACUAGCACUCAUUAAGUGAUAUACAAGUGUCGAAAGGGUAGAAGUCUAAAAGAAACAGGUG